GGUUUUGACAGCCGCGACCUGACCACACAACGCAUUACUAGGUGUGUUCGUCCGUAGUUCAUCCGGUGCGGUCCCAUCGGAUGCCUACAUUUAAAAAUUUAUUUCCGGGUCUAUCGAUCUCAGUAAAUUACGUAGUGGAUUACAAUAAAUUACACGUGAUAUAAAGUUUAGUAUUCUGAUAGAAGUAUAUUUUAAAAGCUGGAAGGCGGUAGCGGAGAAUUCAAUAUGGCAUCAAAAGGCAAGAAGAACAAAGUGCCUAUAACAAAAUCCGUAUUAAACGCAAAAGAUAAUACUGAUAGACCAAAUAAUGAUUUGGCCAAUGAUAAAUAUGAUUGUGGGGCGAGUGACUCAUCAACUACCAGCAGUUCCACAGAGGCUGCAGGGUUCAGUGGCUCAGAAGUCCUCGACCCAAAGACGGUUCAUAACGUCUGCGUAUUUCUUAAGGAUUUCGUGGAUGAUAUGAGCGGAGCUUUUUUGAUAUACGAGUAUUUUAUAGAAGGAAUCAUGAUGGAAUUACGGAAUCCAAAUCUCUCGACACAGAGGAAAGCAACUAUGAACGCGCACGUAAAGUUAUUUCAACACCAUUUGUCGAUCAUUAUCCGUGAGCUGCGAAGAGUUAAGAGGAGGGAGUCGAAUGCACUAACCGCCACGAGCAAUUCGUUUGCUCUAACAGAAGAAGGAUCCAAAGACGAACUGAUACCUAAUUACAAAUAUGUCGUAUUUGUAAUCUACGAGGAGGCGAUGAAGCACAAAAAGAAAUUGGGGGAAUUGUUCAAAAGUACAGAGCCGACAUCUUCAUAAAUUAACAUAUUACUAAUAAUAGAUGUUAAUGUUUCUCGUCUUAAUUCUUAAAAAAUUAUAAAAUUGUAACGUUUAUUACUAAGAGUGAUUGUGUUAAGGCAUUCAGUUCACAUGUAUUAGUUUGUUCGUUAAAAUGAUUGAAAUGUUGAAACUCUUAAAUUUUACUUUUAAAGUUUGAAAAGCUAAAUUACUUUCAUAAAAAUUAUCUUUUUUCGCUUUUGUAUUUUACAUUUGAAUUCUAUGAAAUAUCGUAAGUAGUUUAUGUAGUGCAAUGAACUAGUAAUAUUCGAAAUGAGUAGUCGUGUCACUUUCAAUGUGUUUUAAGCUUAAUAUCUCUUAAUCCCUUUUUGCUAGUAGUGGGAUAUAUUUUAUACCCACCCUGAUGUACACAAGGUGUUGAUGCUCGUUAUAGUGGCCCAUGCAAUUCGCGUUCAGCCUGUGUAUAUCUGAUUUCAACAGGCCGGCAUAAUUGUGUCGACUGUCGCGGGGUAAUUAUGUCUCGUCAGUCAACAUUCUAUUGGACCCCACAACCAUCACCAUUAAAUGCAGUGGGGUCACUGCGGUGUAAAAAAACCUGUUUUCAUACAAUGUUACAAGUAAACUAUGAAUGGAUUAUACGUAUAAUUAUCGUUUUAAGUAUGUAAGAUUUUCAUAUUUCACAACAAUAAUACGCGUCUAAAUCCCUUAUCUAUUUAUUGAACCGCUCUACUGUGAUGUAUUUUUGAGAAAUCAAUUAUUCAUUACAUUGUAACAUCAUUUAUUAUUGGCGUUGUUACGUCAAUAUUUAACUUUGAUGUUUCCAAUUAUUAAUAAAGUUUGCAAUAGGC
This is a messenger RNA of Manduca sexta (tobacco hornworm), 1628 nucleotides long. RefSeq lists its product as uncharacterized. The record is from RefSeq and is a predicted model, not a curated record. The coding region runs from base 226 to 801 and encodes 191 amino acids. Lineage: Eukaryota; Metazoa; Arthropoda; Insecta; Lepidoptera; Sphingidae. The transcript has 4 exons.